UUUUUUCAGGCUGGCCCUCUUCACUAUGUUAGAAUUCCUAAAGACAGAGCAACAGGAAAACUAAAAAAUUUUGCAUUUGUCUGUUAUCGGCAUGAUGUGUCUGUGGCAUAUGCCAUAGAGCUACUGAAUGGAAUCCAGCUCUUCAAACGCAAUCUAAAGGUACAGAGUCGAUACCUUCAAAAUCUGCAACAAUCAGGUGCUGCUUCAGGACCAGGAGGCAUACAUACUCUUGAUCCAUUUUGUUCAACUAAUGCACACAUUGCCAUACCUCAGAGAUGUGUGCAGCAGUCCCUCAUGGGUGCUGCUUCAGGUUUUCUGGGAGCACCAGCAGGUAAUAUACCCAUAAAUGUUCUACAAAUGGCUCAGAAACAGGUGCUUUUGCUUGCUGCUAAUCAGCCUAUCCUGCUCUCUGACAACCCAAUGCUAAAUGCUCCCAGGCAUCAGACAUUUGAUAGAGAUGGUUCAGUAAAUUAUGGCAGACAUUAUCCAAGUCAGAGAGAAAUUCACUAUGGAGGGCAAAAUCGAUAUCAUGGCAACAGUACUGGAAGGCCAAGAUCUCUUGAUAAUGAAACUAUGCAAGCUAUGAAGUCUCACUUCAACAGACAAGCUGAGGAUAAUUCUAAAAUGUUGGCUCAGAUACAUCAACAACAAGGUCGAUUUGACUACAGCAGAUUGGGCCCUCCGAGAACUGAGCACAGUAACAGGCAGAAUGAUGACAGAUAUAGCAGGCACAAUGAUGAUCGGUAUAGCAGGCACAAUGAUGAUCGGUAUAGCAGGCACAAUGAAAGGCAUGACAGUGCUUCUCGACACCAGAGGAACUUUACUAGGAACUUUCUUUGGAGCCAUGGUUACUUAUUUCAUAGUUGCACGGCAAGAAAAACUACUAAAAACAAUGGUAAACAAGUAAAAUGUUUGGAUGUAUGAGCAGAUAUCUCCUCAGCCACCGAGAGACAAAGCCAAACUGAAGUGCAAGCUGCCCCAGCCGGCGGAUGGACGCGUCCAAAACUGCCGAUAACUGAGCAAACGGCCAAUAACCAGGCAAACGGCCGAUAACCAAACCGGCUGAUAACUGGGGGUCCACUGUACUUUCUUCAUACUGUAAUACCAUUUUUUAAAUGACUUACAGCCAUUAAAAAAAAAAAAAGCCAUUUCCCACUGAGGUAGAGUGACCCAUAAAAAAUAAGGCAACACAUUCCCCAUCAUUCAUUCAGUUGCUGUCUUACCAGAAGCGUUCUGACAUCACAGUUCAGAUGACUUUUCAAACUGCAACAUCCUCAACUUUACAGCCAUAUAUUCACAGUUGACUCUGCUGCAUCACCCUAUGACAGAUGUUACCAUUCCAUUUGUUUAAUUUGACUAUUGUUAAUUAACUAUACACCAGCUUUGGAUAAUUUGGAGUGAAAUAAUCAAACCUUACCAAAAAUAAUUUUGUAUUGUUGCUUAGAGUGUUUACAAAUUAAAUCAGGUAAAGGUUUUUUGAAAUGAAUUGCUUAUACUGAAGACAGGUUGAGAAUAUAAACUGGUAUAUAAAAAUCUAUCAAUCUGGAAACUUGGGUAAUUAAUUUGGUCAUCAGACUUGUCUUCAGGUGAAUGAGGGGUCGUUGUCCAAACUGGAAAAUGAUUGGUUUAACUGAUUCUGCUAUGAUGAUCCCUUAAAAAAGGUUUCUAGAUAUUGGACUCAUUCUCCCAUUCUUCAGAUCAAAUCUUAUUGCUUCUCAUUCCCCAGGCACUGUAUGACCUCUAUGGGUUUGGUUUUCUCCCCUAAGUGUGAUAAUAACAAUAAUAAUAAUGAUAAUAUUAAUACUGGAAAUACUAGUAAUGAUAAUCUUGUUUAUUGAAUAUCAGAAAAUAGAGCAUCCACGAGAUAAAUUCACAUGCAAACAAAAAAUAUAGUACCAGUAUAUUUUUGAUGUACUGUAUACCAUUCAAGACCAUGAUUAAUAUGCAAUA
Messenger RNA from Cherax quadricarinatus, 1950 nucleotides. NCBI's taxonomy places the organism in Eukaryota, Metazoa, Arthropoda, Malacostraca, Decapoda, Parastacidae. The record is from RefSeq and is a predicted model, not a curated record.